Messenger RNA from Brachypodium distachyon (stiff brome), 2945 nucleotides. Its product is annotated as SPX domain-containing membrane protein Os02g45520. The transcript is spliced from 12 exons. Gene Ontology annotation, biological process: transmembrane transport. Bases 372 to 2462 code for a protein of 696 amino acids. Gene Ontology annotation, molecular function: transmembrane transporter activity. The record is from RefSeq and is a predicted model, not a curated record. NCBI's taxonomy places the organism in Eukaryota, Viridiplantae, Streptophyta, Magnoliopsida, Poales, Poaceae. Gene Ontology annotation, cellular component: membrane.
UGCCCCGGCGAGACCCCUCCUUCCUCGCCCGUCGCCGCUAUAUAUACCUCUCUCUCCCUCUCGCACCUCCCCCAAGCCGAGCACAUUACUGCCGCGCAGAUACAUACAUACAGGAUACAGCCGAACCCCGCAUUCGCAUGCGCCAUUGCUGCGCGCUCUUCAGAAUUCGCCGCGAUUUCAUCUCCUGCCGUGGUGCUCUCUGUUCGCAAGGGAUCCGCUGUAUGCGCGGCCGGGUUGAUUUGUUGAUGGUCAUCUAAUUUGGCGAGAUCGUUUGAUUUGGCGGGGUGAAGAAGGGAUCAUCAACCGAUCGAGGGAAGGAAGAACCGAAGAAGGGAGCCCACGAAGAACACGCGCGUUAGUGAAACACCAAGAUGGUUAAUUUCGGGAAGGCGUUGAUGGCGGAUCAAUUCGAAGAGUGGAAAGAAUAUUACAUUAAUUACAAAAUGAUGAAGAAAAAGGUAAAACAGUAUGUCCAGCAGACUCAGAAUGGUGGGAGAAACCAUGAACAGGUUCUUAAAGAGUUUUCAAGGAUGCUUGACGAUCAGAUUGAAACGGUUGUGCUCUUUCUACUGAAAGAACAAGGUCAUCUUGCUAGCAGGAUAGAGAAACUGGGACAACAGCGUGCCAUACUCUCGGACCAGGUCGAUGUAUCACAAGUCUCUCAAUUGCGAGAGGCUUAUAGGGAAGUUGGGCUUGAUCUUGUUAAGCUCCUUAGGUUUGUUGAUAUGAAUGCUACCGGAAUCCGGAAGAUACUUAAGAAAUUCGAUAAGCGCUUCGGCUAUAGAUUUACGGAUUAUUAUGUAUCAACUCGUGCAAACCAUCCCUAUUCUCAGCUUCAGCCGAUCUUCAAGCAAGUGGGUAUUGUAGCUGUUGCCGGUGCUUUGACACGUAACCUUGCAACUCUGCAAGAUCACCACGGAAGCUUUACGUCCAUCUAUGAUCAUCCAUCAAUUACAUUGAAGGAUCCUGUCAUUGAACAAAUAAACCAUUCAGUACAGAAACUCACGCACUCCACAACCUUCCUGAAAUUCCUAGGACAACAUGCACUCAUUGUUCCAGAAGACAUGCACAGUAGCUCAGACGAUCUUGUCGAUGACCAGAGCUACCAUUUCAUGUCUCUGCUGCUCAACCUAGUGAACACAUUCCUGUACAUGGUGAACACAUACAUCAUCGUGCCGACUGCCGACGACUAUUCCGUGAGCCUCGGGGCAGCGGCGACUGUUUGCGGUGUGAUUAUCGGAUCGAUGGCAGUUGCCCAAGUUUUCUCUUCAGUUUACUUCAGUGCCUGGUCGAAUAAGUCCUACUUCAGACCCCUCGUGUUCAGCAGCAUUAUGCUGUUUUCAGGGAACCUGUUGUACGCUCUGGCGUAUGAUGUGAACUCCUUGACUGUUCUCAUACUUGGCCGGCUGCUCUGCGGGUUGGGUUCUGCCAGAGCGGUGAACCGUCGGUACAUCAGCGACUGUGUACCUCUCAAAAUCAGGCUGAAAGCGUCCGCAGGAUUCGUCAGUGCUAGUGCACUCGGAAUGGCAUGCGGUCCUGCGUUUGCCGGGUUGUUGCAGACAGAGUUCAAGAUAUAUGGAGUCACUUUUAAUCAGAACACCUUGCCCGGGUGGGUCAUGUGCGUCGCUUGGGUUGCAAACUUGUUUUGGCUGUGGAUCUCAUUCAAAGAACCGGAUCACAUUGCUAAAGCAAAUGCAGCCAACACGCAGUCCUCUGAUUCCGGCCAUGGACGAAGUGAUAAUUUGGAGGAUGGUUUGGCACAGCCUUUGCUCACGGAGGCAAAGGAGAGGCAGGAUGAAAAUGUAGAAGAUAAUGACGAAAAGGAAGACCCAAAAGAGUCUCAUAAGCCGGCAACGUCGCUUGCUGCAGCGUACAGAUUGCUCACACCAUCUGUGAAGGUCCAGUUAUUGAUCUACUUCAUGCUCAAGUUUGUAAUGGAAAUUCUACUCUCGGAGUCGAGCGUUGUCACGAGCUUCUAUUUUCAGUGGUCCACAAGCAGUGUGGCCAUCUUCCUAGCUGUUCUCGGGCUGACAGUUCUUCCGGUCAAUGUCAUCGUCGGAAGCUAUAUCACCAAUCUGUUUCAAGACAGGCAAAUUUUGGUAGCGUCUGAAAUCAUGGUCCUGAUCGGCAUCGCCACGAGCUUCCAUUUCACCUCCCACUACUCCGUUCCACAAUACGUCUCGUCGGCUCUCAUCACAUUUGUUUUUGCCGAGGUGCUCGAAGGGGUGAACCUGUCCCUCCUUUCCCGGGUAAUGUCGUCGAGGCUUUCGCGGGGGACGUACAACGGCGGGCUCCUGUCGACGGAGGCCGGGACGCUGGCCCGUGUGGCCGCGGACGUGACCAUCACCGCGGCGGGCUAUCUGGGGCAGAGCUGCCUCCUCAACAUCACCCUGCUCCCGUCCUUGGCGAUCUGCGUCACCUCCAUCGCCGCCACAUUCUGCACCUACAACAGCCUCUACUGAAGAGAUCCCGGCCGCGCUAGCUCCCUCGGAUCCUCCAUGUAUACAGGAUAUAACACGGACCGCUCGUUGCUGCACGCGCGAGAUCAAUCUCCCGUUCCAUUUCCAAGCUUUGUGGCGAGCCGGCGACGCUGUAAAUUCUAGGCUGUCGCUACGUAAUGCUGUAGCAGAUCGAUACACGUGGAAUUAAACUGUACUGGUCUAUAUCCUCCGUGUAGUACUAUGCUCCAAACUGUACCCUGGCUAACACGGGUGGGUCGCAGUAAGCUACUAGUACACGACGACGGACACAGAUUGGGAUGUUUGGCUGAGAAGGCGCCGAGGUGAUUAGCGAAGGCAGUGGUGGUUUUGCCGUUUCGGUGGUUAGGGGGUCUUCUUUCCUCACACUCCCUGCGUGCUCGCUGUGGACAGUAAACGUAGUCAACAAUGUAACAGAGCAGGCGGUAGCUAUUGGUGCCUACUUUUACAGCCCGAAUUAUUGUAGCA